Messenger RNA from Temnothorax curvispinosus, 806 nucleotides. RefSeq lists its product as uncharacterized. The transcript has 2 exons. The record is from RefSeq and is a predicted model, not a curated record. The coding region runs from base 96 to 344 and encodes 82 amino acids. NCBI's taxonomy places the organism in Eukaryota, Metazoa, Arthropoda, Insecta, Hymenoptera, Formicidae.
AAAUCCCGCGCGGUAUAUAAGGCUCCCGAGUCGCCGAAAGAGACAUAAGCUGACUUACUUCCGAGAAGUACCAAGCAAUCCCACAACCAAUCAACAUGUUCAAGCUGGCUGUCUUCGCUGCCAUCCUGGCGGUCGCCUUCGCCUAUCCCGGUGGUCUCACCGGUGUUGCGAUUAGCCACGGCGUCGGCCCGAUCGUCUCCCCGCAGGUCGUUGCCGCCGCCCCGGCGCUGUCCGUUGGCCAUGCCGCAGUGAUCGCCCAGCCCAUCGCUCCCGCCGUCCAUACCCCCGCUAUCGUCACCAGGACCGUCUUGGCCGGACACGGUGGUCUCGCCCUGCAUGGUUAGACUGAGAGAGCCAGCGUAAACUCACCACCACCACCGAGUCACGACGACGCAGCCCUGGAAGCAAAAAAAAAACCACACACACACAUCCCCUACUUCCCUCGUAAAUCGACCUAAUGCGAAGGAAAGACCGUAAUUCAAAGGAAGACAAAAAAUUUUGCACGCAAGUCUCCAAUCGCCGAUUUCGACACUUCACUUAAUCGCCGUUCUCCACGCGUGAACCAUCAGGCCCACCGAGCGGGGGAGAGCGAGAUCUAAAAAAAGGGACGUGCGCGCGGAUCAACCAGGUCUCUCCAGCACUCCGCGCAGGAUCGGUCAAAUCUCCCCAUUUUCCACAUUUGUCUUUUCUUUGUGUACUUCAUCGAACAACAAAUUUCCGGAUUCUCACCUGGAUCAUUCCGCCAUCAUCCUGAACCCUACCCUUGUUCAUAUGGAAUUUUAAUAAAAUUUUAAUUAUAAAUCCAA